Molecule: messenger RNA, 3263 nt
Organism: Misgurnus anguillicaudatus (oriental weatherfish)
Lineage: Eukaryota; Metazoa; Chordata; Actinopteri; Cypriniformes; Cobitidae
Gene: adrb1
Product: adrenoceptor beta 1
Biological process (GO): positive regulation of MAPK cascade; adenylate cyclase-activating adrenergic receptor signaling pathway; norepinephrine-epinephrine-mediated vasodilation involved in regulation of systemic arterial blood pressure
Cellular component (GO): plasma membrane
Molecular function (GO): beta1-adrenergic receptor activity
Source: RefSeq, a predicted model, not a curated record
CUUGGUCUAAGCGCGGGUGGGCGCUGGGCUUGAGAGCAGAGCGCGGAUGGAUGCGCUUACUGCUGCUGCGCUCCACACGGGACGUGAAGUUCGGAUAGCUGUCUGAAUGAACGCGUUUCAUUCCUCCGCACCAUGGGAGACGGUUUACCGUCCGUAAACUACAGUAAUGAAUCCAAACGCGCCACAUUGGACCUAAACUCUCCGGGCGUAUCGGAACAGUGGGUCGCCGGAAUGGGAAUCGUGAUGGGUCUGAUAGUGUUUAUUAUUGUAGUGGGAAAUAUACUGGUUAUAGUUGCCAUAGCGCGGAACCAGAGACUUCAGACACUGACCAACGUUUUUAUCGUCUCUCUGGCGUGCGCGGACCUCAUCAUGGGUUUACUUGUGGUGCCAUUUGGCGCAGCGUUGGAGGUCAGAGGCACAUGGAUGUAUGGAUCCUUCUUCUGCGAAUUUUGGAUAUCUGUUGAUGUACUUUGCGUCACGGCGAGCAUAGAGACGCUGUGCGUAAUCGCCAUCGAUCGGUACAUCGCCAUCAUCUCUCCAUUCCGUUACCAGAGCCUGUUGACAAAAGCAAGGGCUAAGGGGGUGGUCUGUGGAGUUUGGGCUAUCUCAGCCCUCGUCUCCUUCCCACCCAUCCUUAUGCACUGGUCCCGGGACAGCGAGGAGACGUCCUGCUACGACAAUCCUGAAUGUUGCGACUUUGUCACCAACCGCGCGUACGCCAUCUCCUCAUCCGUCAUAUCUUUUUACAUCCCUUUAGUGGUUAUGAUAUUCGUGUACGCAAGAGUGUACAGAGAAGCCAAACAGCAACUAAACAAAAUUAAUAAAUGCGAGGGAAGGUUUUAUAACCACGGCUGCAAAGCCAACAGGAAAAGGACGACAAAAAUCCUUGCUCUAAAAGAGCAGAAGGCGCUGAAGACCCUGGGAAUAAUCAUGGGUACGUUCACGCUCUGUUGGCUGCCGUUCUUUAUCGUGAACGUGGCGCGCGUGUUUUGCGCACAAGUGGUGGAUAAAGAGCUCUUCGUGUUUCUUAACUGGCUCGGGUACGUGAACUCCGCCUUUAACCCGAUCAUAUACUGCCGGAGUCCGGACUUCAGGAAAGCCUUCAAGAGACUGCUGUGUUGCCCGAGGCAGGCGGACCGCAGGCUGCACGUGAGCUCGUGCGACCUGUCGCGCUGCAACGGCGGCUUGAUGGACCAGAGUAUGUUGCCCACGUGGUCCGAGUGUAACGGCGCGGACAGCGACUGCAGCCUCGAGCGCAACGCCAAAUUGUCCCGUUCCGAGUCACAACUGUAAUAAACAAUACUUCUGUCAGGUCUUUUCGUUUAAAAAACUUUUCAUUUUGGACGCAAGCAGUUUUGAAGCAUCUUAAAUUGAGUGUUUGGGGAAAAUUAGAAAUGAAUACCAUGGUUUUAUUAUAGUAAAAGUGAAAUGGAAGACUAUCGUUUUACUAUAAAUACCAUGGUUAAAUGUGUGAUUUGAUUUUUACUGUGGGUUUAUCACAAAUAAAACCAAAUUAAAACACCGUUAAACAUUUCUGUAGAAAUUACAGUAUUAUUUACUGUAGAUUUAAAUUUAUGUUAUUUACUGGCAACAGUUUCUUCAAAGUUAAAUGAACAUUAAACAUUAACAAGUUUUUACAAAAAAAAAAAAUUUUCAAAAUAAAACUAUAAAAUAACAACCUCAUGCAAAGCAUCUGAAGGAAAAAAAUAGAAAAAGGUUGAUAAGGAUUUCUGGCUCCCAGAAUGCUUUGCAUAAUGCUUUUAUUUUAUAGUUUUAUUCUGUUAAGACAAACACUUGUUAAUGUUUAAUGUUCAUUUAACUUGUUUUCAGUAAAUAACAUUAUUUACAAUAUUUAUACAUCAAGAGUAAGUUACUGGCAAAUAGCCGCAUAACUACAGCAAUUUUUUACGGUGUAAUUUUAAAGGUUUUAUAAUAUUCCUUUAGGAAAAUGAAUCAUGUUUUGUUAUAUUUAAAGUGUCAAAAAUGUUUUUGUCAGAUUGAUUAUUACGUUUAUAUUUUUACUACAAAUUAAAAUAUGGUUAUUACAAAUAGUUACUAUGGUUUUACAAAUACCAUUGUUAAACUAUAUGGUUACCUUGGUAAAACCAUGGCUAAUUUAGUAAUGAAAACCUUAUGGAAAUUAUCCAUGGUUUUAUAAUAGCAAAAAUGUAGUAACCAUGUUUUUUUGGAGAGUUUGUACCAUUUUUAUUACAAAAAUGCUUUACUACACUGUAAAAAAAUUUGCAGUAUUUUUGUCAAAUCAACACAUAUUUUUAUGCUACUUUAACUUAAAAAAUUAAGUUAAACAAUUUCAACUUGAAUUUAUAAGUUAUGGCAACUUUUUAAAGGGUUGAAUUGACUUGCAAAACCAAGUUGUUAUAACUUCGUGCUGCAAUUUUUUACAGUGUACAAAUUUCAUGGUUACUGAUAACUUAUUAAAUGUAUUAACUAUGGUUUGACUACAAAUACCACACUAUAAAAAAUACUUUGCUGCCUUAAAAAUUUUUGUUGAAUCAACUCGGAUUUAGAAAUCAUUUCAACUUACUGUUAUUUAUCUUGACUAGAGAUGAGUUGUUAUAACUCCAGGUGAGUUGUUAUAACUUAUAAAAUUAAGUUGACUUUUCUCAACUAUAUUUUAUAAGUUGUGACAACUCAUCUCUGUUGACAUGACUUGUAAAUCUGAGUUGAUUUAACAAAAAAUUUAAGGCAAUUUAUUUUUUACAGUGCAUGAUCAAACCACGGUUACCUUUUUGUAAGGGUUGAGCCUACAUAGUUUAUAAUAAUGUUUAAUUCACAAAUGUGUAAUUUUGCAUCUUAUUUUACCUCAUACUUGUAUAAUGCAAGCAUUGUACAAGGAUGAAGUUGUUUAUAUUAAACAAUUUGUUAAAAUGUACAGUAUUUAUUUGAUGCAUUGUACAGCAUAUAAGGAAAUGGUAGCCUAAGUGAUAAAAAUGUUAAAAAUAUCUGUGAUUUACUUGCACUUUUUUUCAAAAAAGGGCGAAAUGAGCGCCUUGCAUUAAUAUCUAUUCAUUUCUCUCAGUGACAAAUAUUAUUGGUUUCUCUAAUUGAAAUGCACACAUAUAUUUUUGGGAAAGUUUUGUUAUAAAUAUACAAAUUUGUUCUCCCAAAAGUCCCAAGUUGACAUUUUUUUUACAGAAAUACUAACUUGUGUACCAGUGGCUCCUGUGAAGUGUUAUUCAAGAUUUGUUUUGUUGACAUCAUGUUGGCUAGUGUGCAAUAAAUGUCAUGUUGUGAAAAGGCAA